Molecule: messenger RNA, 2490 nt
Organism: Beta vulgaris subsp. vulgaris (sugar beet)
Lineage: Eukaryota; Viridiplantae; Streptophyta; Magnoliopsida; Caryophyllales; Amaranthaceae
Product: sister chromatid cohesion 1 protein 1-like
Exons: 13
Coding region: 549-2108 (519 amino acids)
Biological process (GO): replication-born double-strand break repair via sister chromatid exchange; mitotic sister chromatid cohesion; synaptonemal complex assembly
Cellular component (GO): synaptonemal complex; cohesin complex
Molecular function (GO): chromatin binding; protein binding
Source: RefSeq, a predicted model, not a curated record
UUGUGUAGUGGUGGUUUUGUGGUAUUUGGGUGUUGGGUUGUGGUUUCGUGAUUGUUGCGAUGGGUUGGUGGUGGUUGGCUAGUGGUCGUGUGAGGUGGUGCUGGUGUAACGAAGUGGUGGUAGGGUGAUGCUGGUGAAAGUAGGUGGUGGUUUGGUAGUCAUAGUUGAAUGGGGGUAGUCAAUGUUGGUCAAAGUGUAGAAGAAUUUGAAGAGAGGGGUAAAAGAAAUAAUUAAAUUGACUUAACAAACAAAGAAUCAAAGAAGUUAUUUCCCUCUCCCUCUCCCUCUCCCUCUCCCUCUCCCUCUCCCUUAUAAGCCCCAAAAACAAACGCCCGUAAAACAAAAAAUAUACAACGAACAACCCCGUUUAAAACCCACUGCCUGCCUCUUGGCGGGUAUUCUGUUAUAUAGCGAUACUCCACUUUCUCCUUCUCUCUCCUAUCUCUCAUUCUCUCUUUCUCUCUCUUUCGCCAUUAAAAUUGCUUUUAAGCUCCUCAAGAGCUUCUCUCUCCUCUGUAAAAUUGAAGUAAAAAUAAAAUUCAGCGACAAUGUUCUACUCACAUCAGCUGCGUGAUCGCGAAGCUCUUAUACGUCAAAUGUGCAAAGAAAUCUUAAAUCCUUCAGUUCCAAUGGCGCUCAAACUGUUGGGAACUGUAAGAGGUGGCGUAGUAAUCGUGAAUGAACACGAAGUUAGUCUCCUCCACGAUCAUGCAAAUCGUCUUCUGGACGAAAUAAAGUCAGCAUGGAAUGUGAAACCUGCUGUGGACCCCACAUUUCUUCUCAAAGAUAAAACUGAAGCCAAGUUUGAAGCCGUGACAUUGCCUGAGAACAAUGCGGAUAUUGGCGAUGUUGAACAGUCUAUUGACUACUCUAACAAGUUCACCGGUAGUGCAACAUUUCAGCAACCGGCUUGCCUUGUCAUGAGGCUGGAUAAUAUUGAUGAGCUUACAGAGAGCUUCAGGGAAAAAGAGACAAAUGCUGGAUGCCAUCAAGAUGGUAAUAUCAGAAAUUCUUCGGUAGCUGAUGACAUUUUUAACCGACAUCCAGUGACACAGACUGAUCAAUCUUUUCCUCAACUCUGGGAGGCUGGACAAGUAACUAUUAAACCCCAGCAACAUUUGCAGAAGCAAAAGCCAGCAAGUAAGGAAGCAAGGGAAGCUCCUGGUAUAAUGGAUAACGAACAGACCAUGAUUCUGAGUAAUCUGUACCAAACUUGUGGCCAAAGUUCAGUUGAUAUACAAGUCAAGUGCCCCAAAACUGCAGAGCAUGCCAAAGCAGAAUCAGCUGUGAAGUUAUCCAAAUUAGUAGAGUUGCCACCAGUAGCACUAUCUUGUGAGUUAGUCGGAAGAAACCAUGACGUUUAUUAUCCAAAACCGAAUCUAGACCUGUGGAUAACAAGUAUGCAGCCUUUGCAAGAUUCACCUUUUGAUUCUGGUAGGUGCUACAGGAAGGACUACCUCAUGUUCAACGGUGUGGGCACAUCUAAUCCAAGUGCUACAGCCGCUAUCUCUGAUUCCAGCCCAGGUCCUGGUUUUGUUGAGCCACCUCAACCAAGCUUAAUUGCUGAUCAUGGAACUCCUCAAACUCAGCGUCCUGCUUUUCCGCAGCAACCAGAAAAUAAUGCAGCUCCUGGUUUGCCGCGACCAAACGCAGCAUCGCCUGAAAAUCACGUUCCAAUUCGAGGCCCUACCCCAAUCCAAGGACCUGCCCGAAUCCGAGGCCCUGUCCCAGUCCCACAGGAAACCCCAAUCCCCAUUUUAUUUGCACAUCCGACCGGAGGUCCCCAGUAUGCAGACGACUUUUUUGAUAAUUUGGAGCUUAUUGGUAUGACUACCCGAGAGGAAUGUCUUCCACUGGGAAACAUUCAAGCUUUACAGCCCCACAUUGAAGCUUUAGUGUCGCAUCACCACCUCGUGACUAAUAUCCCCUUCUUCUCCAUGCUCUUACAGCAUGACAAACCUCGUUACAAUACCCGGUUCUUGACCCUUCCUAUCCUCUAUGACCGGCUGAUUACCCUUACUGAUAGGAUAAUAAUACUUCAUCCUGAUUACAUUCGUCAUAAUAGGUUGGAAUCCUUGUAUGUUGAAUUGUUGAUGAUAAACAAUUAAUGAACUCAUGUGUGUUAGCAUUGCAUUUAUGUUGAUAAUAAACAAUUAAUUCUUGUUAGCAAUGUUUUGUUUUAUUCCUUUACUUCUUAUUUAAUUAUGUGACUUUAACUAUUUUUUUUUAUAUUCUUUGAAAAGGAAAUUUAUAUACUCAGUUUAAAUUUUAAACUUGUUUGAGUUGAUAUUAAGUCAUAAUGGGUGAUUUCUUUAACUUGUAUGUCAAUUUGAUAAAUUGUCACAUUUUAUCUAUUUUGUUUUAAUGUCCUUGAGUGACAUUAAGUUUACGUUGGGUGAUUCAAUUAAAGUUUAAUGUCGAUUUGAUAAGUUGCUUUUCGAAUAGUGUUUUUGUUGACACUAUAGGUUUCAAUGGGUAGUUCCAUGCACA